AUGCGCAGCUAUACCUUCAAGUGGGAAAAUCCCACUGGCGAUGUAUCCGACGUUCUCGUUACCGGUUCGUUUGAUGGAUGGACCAAGUCGGUGAAGCUCGAAAAGCAAGGGACCAGCUUCCAAAAGACAGUCAGUUUCUCGGAGAAAGAUGCAUCAAGCAAGAUAUACUACAAGUUUGUCGUCGAUAACAAUUGGACCAUCAACGAGUCCUACCCGCACGAAGCCGACCACGAGGGCAACGUCAAUAACUUCUUGACCCCCGACGACCUCUCCAGCUCGGAAGCUGCGCAGCCUGCACUCGCUGCAGCUCCCUUCAUCAACACCGCAACCCCCGAAUCCACCACCGUUGCCGACAUGGCCAAGAAGAACAACAAGAAGAAGGCCGCCCCCGCCAAUAAGCAGCCUGCUGCUGCUGCUGCCGCCGCCCCCGCCUCUGAGCCCAAGCCCGAGACCAACGUCGCCGAGGCUGCUCCCGCCACUGACACUCCUUUCGCAGCAGAAGCUACUGCGACCCCAUCUGACGUCCCCGGAGGCUUCCCUGUGACGCCCUCCAACGAGGCUGCCGACUUGGAUGAUAAGACCCUCAGCAUCAAUCCUCUACCAGCUACAGCUCCUGGCACUAGCAACCCCAUUAAGCUUGCCCCCGGUGAGAAGAUCCCAGAGUCGAUUGCCGCUCAGAAUAUCAAUGAGCACGUCAAGUUAGACAAGGGGUCAUACGAGCGGAGCGACGCCCUUCCUGGCGGCCCUCCUUUCAUCACCACCGAGGUCCCUCCCACGUCUGGCACCAUAAUCCCCGAGUCUAGCCUCCCUAUGGGCGAUCAAACCGACGUUACCAACGCUACCGUUAACUCGGUUGGCCCUGGUGCUACGACUGUCGCCCUCGCUGGUCAGGUUCCCCUGGAGCCCAAGGUCCCCGAGGUUGUCAAGGAGAGCCAGGAGAAAGCCGGCGCCGCACCCGAAGCAUCUGCUGUAGCUGAGGAGGUCAAGGACAAGGCUAAGGUCGAGGAAGAAAUCAAGGAAAAGGUUCCCGAGGCUCCUGCUACUUCUGUCGGCACUUCUGGCAUUGGAACCGAGAAGAAAGAGAACACUGGCACUAUCCUAGGAGCUGCCGCAGCUACUGGUGGUGCUGCUGUUGCGGCUGCUGUUGCGGCAGUUAACAAGUUCUCCGAAGAUGCUACUCCUGCUGUAAACGACGCCAAGAAGGCAACUGUUGAUACCAUCAACAAGAACCUUCCUGACACUGUCAAGGACAAGCUACCCGAGUCCGCCCAGGCAGCACUUGCUAGUGACAAGAAGGACAGCCCUCUGGAGAAGAUUUCACCUGCAGUUCCCAAGGAGGUCAAGGAGUCUAUUGCUGAGGCUGGCAAGAGCCCCGAGGCUGCUGUAAGCACCUCCGCGGUCGAGGAGAAGAAGGAGGUCGAGAGCGAGCUGCUUAAGGAAGUGAGGAAGGCACCUGCUGUUGAUGAAGCGAAGAAGGCACCUGCUGUUGAUGAAGCGAAGAAGGCACCUGCUGUUGAUGAAGCGAAGAAGGCACCUGCUGUUGAUGAAGCGAAGAAGGCACCUGCUCUUGAUGAAGCGAAGAAGGCACCUGCUCUUGAUGACGCCGUCAAGCCCGCUGAAACAAAAGCUCCCGAGACAAAGCCUACGGUCGCCACGCCUGCAGCAGCAAGCACUCAGGCCUCAACUACUGUCGCCGCUGCCAAUGGAGCUACGGGUGCCGAAACCAAGGCUUCUGAGCCUCCUGCCGCGACAUCAGCGACGCCCGCGACCAAUGGCAAUGGUACUGAGAGCAAGCCUGCCGCUGAGGGUGGUGCUGCCCAUGACAAGAAGAAGAGCCGCCUGAGUGUCAUGUUCAGCAAGCUCAAGGCCAAGUUGAAAUAA
Molecule: messenger RNA, 1881 nt
Organism: Metarhizium acridum CQMa 102
Lineage: Eukaryota; Fungi; Ascomycota; Sordariomycetes; Hypocreales; Clavicipitaceae
Source: RefSeq, a predicted model, not a curated record